This is a messenger RNA of Rasamsonia emersonii CBS 393.64, 1539 nucleotides long. Its product is annotated as Glutamyl-tRNA(Gln) amidotransferase subunit A, mitochondrial. Bases 1 to 1539 code for a protein of 512 amino acids. The record is from RefSeq and is a predicted model, not a curated record. The transcript has 4 exons. Gene Ontology annotation, biological process: mitochondrial translation; glutaminyl-tRNAGln biosynthesis via transamidation. NCBI's taxonomy places the organism in Eukaryota, Fungi, Ascomycota, Eurotiomycetes, Eurotiales, Trichocomaceae. Gene Ontology annotation, cellular component: glutamyl-tRNA(Gln) amidotransferase complex; mitochondrion. Gene Ontology annotation, molecular function: glutaminyl-tRNA synthase (glutamine-hydrolyzing) activity.
AUGUCCCUUCUGCGCGAAGCUGAGAAAUGUCUCGCUAACCAAAAGGCAUACGCUGGCCUCAAUGCCUUCAUUACCCCGCUGCAGCGCUCUGGCUCAUGGCUGGACCGGGUUCGAGAUGCAGAUGCUCGGAGGGAGAGCAGAAGCUCAAAGUCUCCACUCGACGGUCGAUUGAUCGCGGUCAAAGACAAUAUCUGUACUCGGACCCUACCGACGACAUGCGCCUCCGGAGUGUUGGAUAAGUUCACCAGUCCCUUUGAUGCGACGGUAGUCAAUGCCCUGGAGGAUGCCGGAGCUGUUGUAGCGGGCAAGACGAACCUGGACGAGUUUGGGAUGGGUUCACAUUCUAUUCAUUCGCGGUUCGGUCCAGUUCGGAAUUCGAGACAGGACGGAGACGAGGCGCCACUCUCUGCAGGAGGCAGCUCUGGAGGAAGUGCUGUGGCAGUUGCUACAGAGCAAUGCUAUGCAGCAUUGGGAACGGAUACGGGUGGUUCUGUACGGCUGCCGGCCGCAUACACGGGAACGGUUGGCUUCAAACCAUCUUAUGGACUCAUCUCACGCUGGGGAGUAGUCGCGUAUGCGAAUUCUCUCGACACCGUUGGGAUCCUGGGUAGAAAAACCUCAGUGGUCCGUGAUGUCUUUAAUGUGCUGAAUCACCACGAUCACCGUGAUCCUACCAAUCUGUCACCGUCAUCUCGCUCCCGGAUAUCUUCAUAUCUUGCAACACCUCCGUUGUCAGAUCGCCUGACUUCGCGCCCGCUACGGAUAGGUGUUCCGCUGGAAUACAAUCUGUCGGAACUGACAGAGCCGGUCCGUCGUGCUUGGUUACGGUCCCUGGCGCAUCUCGAGAAACAGGGCCAUACUUUGCACCCAAUUUCUCUCCCAACUACCAAACUUGCCUUGUCGGCAUAUUACGUCCUGGCGCCGGCGGAGGCUUCUUCCAAUCUGGCCAAGUAUGACGGUGUCCGAUAUGGUACACGUGCAGAAGGCCCGGACAGCGAAGAGGGUCCAAAUGGGUACUUGUAUGCGAAGACGCGAGGCGAAGGCUUCGGGGCGGAGGUGAAGAGGCGGAUUUUGUUGGGCUCGUUCAGUCUGAGCGCUGAUGCGAUGGACAACUAUUUCAUCCAGGCGCAGCGGGUCCGUCGUCUUGUGCAAGCGGAUUUCGACGCGAUUUUUAGCACAGAAAAUCCAUUGCGUGCAUCUGCUAUAGAGCGUCAGGAGACGACGGUCGAUGUUCUCAUUGGACCAACUGCGCCUUCUACUCCACCCCGCCUAUCCUCUCUUCUGGACGCCAGCAACCAGUCCUCCCCGUUGAAUGCAUAUGUCACCGACGUCUUCACCGUUCCUGCCAGUCUGGCUGGAUUACCUGCGAUUUCCGUCCCUGUUUCUGUCUCCGACUCUACUUCCUCAUCUCAGCACGGGAGUGAGAAUGAGUCUUCUGAUACCGACACAGUCGGAAUUCAGGUAAUCGGACAGUAUGGUGACGACGAGCUCGUUUUGAAAGUGGGCGAGAUAUUGGAGCAUGCAACGUUUGUCGAGUGA